AUGCUAUCUCGGUUUCGGUUGGGAUUGAAAUCUGAUAUCAUUAGAGCUAUUGGCGUCGUGGAUGUUCUGGACAUCAAGGACUGCUUUAAGAAGGCAUUGAAGGUUGAAGACCUAUUGAGCACCACUAGAAGGUUUGGCUCCACUGUUGUCAACACCAGAAAAUCUUUUCCAGCAUUCAAACCAACUAAUGGUUACAAUAGAGGCAAUAACACCACUGCUGGUUCUACACGAACAGCCCCCUACACUGGCAGCUCUUCACGUGUGGACAAGGGCAAAGCCCCAAUGACCACUAGUGAGUCAAAUACUUGUUACUGCUGCAAUGAAAAGGGACAUUAUGCUAAGGACUGCCCACAAAGACAGAGACCAAUCAAUGUAGUUGACAAGGAAGAAGACAGCCCUGACGAAUUUGAUGAACAAGGUAUUUACGCAUUACCCCCUGAAGAUGAUGAUGAUGGGGCUGCCUAUUUUGACGACUUGGGUGAUGAACUUGGCGAUACCCGAGGUGUACACAUAGUAGCUCGUAUAUUCAGUGCUGAAUCUCAAGGUGAAGAUUGGCGACAUAGUUGCAUCUUCUAUACCCGCUUGCGAGCAGGUGAGUGCACUGCCCAGAUAAUUGUUGACAGCGGUAGCUGCGUUAAUGUUGUGUUUGAAGAUCUUGUGAAGAAGGCGAAUCUGAAAUUUGAGAAGCACCAGAUGCCCUACAAAGUCUCCUUAUUGAAUGGGAAUAAGCUUGAUGUGAACAAGCGGUGCUAUGUUCCCUUACAAGCCCAAAAAUAUUCAGAGGAAAUUUGGUGUGAUAUCAUUCCGAUGAGAAUGACUGAUGUUCUACUAGGGAGACCGUGGCUUUAUGGCAAUGAUGUUGCUCUCUUAGGAAGAAAAAACCUCUGUGUGUUUCAACAUAAAGGAGAAGAGAUCAAGUGGUACCCACUUAAUUUGCCUGCAGAAGUACGGAAAUGUCGUGUCAUGCGCACUAAUCAAAAGGGGACAGAAUCGGAAAAUAAAUUGUUAGCUGUUCCACAAAGGGAAUUUGAACAAAUUAGUUAUGAUACGGGACUGGUUCUUGCCUUGGUGACUCAAGAGGAUUUUUCAGAUGUAGUACCCGAAGAACUGCCCAAUGAGCUACCUCCACUCAGAGACAUUCAACAUGCCAUCGACUUGGUACCUGGUGCUAUGUUACCAAAUCUGCCCGCCUACAGGAUGAGCUCCUCUGAACAUGAAGAGCUUAAUAAACAAAUUGGAGAGCUUCUCAAGAAGGGGUUUAUUGACGAAAGCAUAAGCCCUUGUGCUGUUCCAGCCUUGUUGACACCAAAGAAGGAUGGUUCGUGGCGCAUGUGUGUGGACAGCCAAGCCAUCAACAAGAUCACCAUCAAGUAUAGGUUCCCAAUUCCUAGGCUUGAUGACAUGCUAGACAUGCUGUCCGGUUCUAAGAUCUUCUCCAAGAUUGACCUCCGCAGUGGAUACCAUCAGAUCUGCGUACGGCCUGGAGACGAAUGGAAGACAGCCUUCAAGACCAAAGAUGGAUUAUUCGAGUGGAAGGUCAUGCCCUUUGGCCUGACGAAUGCAUCUAGCACCUUCAUGAGAGUCAUGACCCAGGUACUUCGUCCCUUCAUCGGUAAAUUUUUUGUUUAUUUUGAUGAUAUUUUGGUGUACAGUAAAAACCCAGAUGAGCACAUAGACCACCUGAAACAAGUUCUCAGAGUACUCCGGCAAGAGAAGUUGUUUAUCAAUUUAAAGAAAUGUUCCUUCAUGCUGCCCAAGGUUGUUUUCCUUGGUUUUAUAAUUUCUUCAAAGGGUGUUGAAGUUGAUCCGGAAAAGGUCCGAAGCGUUGUUGAAUGGCCUAUCCCAGAGACAUUUACUGAAGUGCGAAGCUUCCACGGUUUGGCUUCUUUUUACAGGCGAUUCAUUCGCAAUUUCAGUGCCAUCAUGGCACCCAUAACCGAAUGCACCAAACAGAACAAGGGUCCGUUCGCAUGA
This is a messenger RNA of Telopea speciosissima, 1974 nucleotides long. RefSeq lists its product as uncharacterized. Bases 1 to 1974 code for a protein of 657 amino acids. The transcript is spliced from 2 exons. Gene Ontology annotation, molecular function: zinc ion binding; nucleic acid binding. Lineage: Eukaryota; Viridiplantae; Streptophyta; Magnoliopsida; Proteales; Proteaceae. The record is from RefSeq and is a predicted model, not a curated record.